This is a messenger RNA of Acanthoscelides obtectus, 4850 nucleotides long. The record is from the annotation of a GenBank genome assembly. NCBI's taxonomy places the organism in Eukaryota, Metazoa, Arthropoda, Insecta, Coleoptera, Chrysomelidae.
CUGCGGUCCGAAGCAGCUGAUCAAAACGUCAGCUUGACAAAUAUGUCAAAGAUCAUAACAAAAACAAGAAUUUUUUUGUUGAAAAAUGUCGUGUCAAAUCCGUUUAUCGGGAAAUAUACAGGAUGUGAGCGAAAUAAGACGGAUUUUAUUCCCUACUGACGAUCAUCGAGGUUCUGACAGCUGGCUCCAGGUUUGCGAGGCCUCUGUGUCCCCCACAGGAGAUCUGAUUGUGAUAGCUCACGAACGGAAGAUUAUAGUGUUGAGUGCAAAAUGGAACCCACAGUUAUCAGCGAACCACUAUGUGAUAACAUACUCUGGUACAAUUCAUGACUAUGAUAAAGUGAAAGCAGUGCUUUGCCUGCCAGUUGUAGGCGAGAAUCAACAUAGUCAAAUAGGUCCAGACUGGACUUGCAUUGUAGUGGGUUAUGACUCUGGAUAUGUUGCAUUCAGAAAAUGACAGCUCGAUAGUACUAAAUGUCAGCAUCUGUUUUAAUAUCAUAUCAGAGUUGGUGUCAAAUGAAAAUUAAAGAUGUCAAAUACGUCGAAAAUGCAGAAGGGUAACUGUCAUUGAGUGUUCAAAGGCGCCUAGACGCCGAUGUAUCAGGCUUUGACGAACUAUUUGUAGGUAGCUGUUGCUACCGCUUCACGCACUCCAUGCUGAGUUCUCUUAAAUUGUUUAAUCUCUGUUGUCUGUCUUCAAGACUAUGUAAACCUAUUCCGUAAUCAAAGAAUUAUUAUGCCAAGAUAGAACACUGUGUUUUGCGAUGUUGAUUCUAUUUCGAAAAUACCUAAAGCAGAAUGUACAUUUUGCUCAAAACGUCUUACGGAAAACGGCACAAAAAUUUCAAAGACUGUAAAAAAUUGCGGAAAAUAUUGAGUGUGUUAUUUUUACGAUUUCAAGUUUUUUCGUGUUCCUUUUUUUCAAGAUAUCUAAAAAACAUUUUUUUUUCUAGUUAUAUCGCUAUUUUGAACCGACAACGUUUUGAGCUCUUCAAUUAGAAUUUACCUCUGCUUAUUUAUGAUUAUUAUUAAAUCAAUCAAAAACUUUUGUAUUGUGUGUUGAGGUUUCACCAUACCUAUUUACUUCCUUAUAAUUUUCAUUCAAACAACAAAUCAUGGCCAACUAAGGAACUACAUCAAUUAAUUUAUGACUGAAAACCCCAUUUAAAUAUUCAAAAUUUCAAUGUAGUGUUCAUAUAAAAAACUAAAUGGAAUUCGAAAGACGAAACCUCGAAUUGAAAAUUUGACUAUGCCAUAUUGUAGAGGAGAAAAAUUGGCAAAAACAACAUGCAUUUUUUUCUCAAAUCCAAUCCCAAAUAAAGUCAGGAAAAAAUAGAUAUGAUUUUGCGAUGAAUCUGGCAUAUUAGACAAAUGACUAUCUGAUAAUUUCAAGGCCUACCUAGGACAUUGUGUUUUUUAAAUAAUUAAGGUUUCACAAUCUCAGUAUAUGAUAUAUCAUACAUUUUUAGAAUUAGAAUACUCCCGUGAUCCUGAAGAAAAAAUGAAGUUUAUUCUGGAGGACAAGAGACAAAACGUCAUAUUGAAAUUUUAAUUAUGCCAUCAUGUAGAGGAGAAAAGGUGGCAAUAUUAAUAAGCAUUUUUUUAGAAAUCCCACUACAAAUAGAGUCAGGAAAAGAUUAAAACGAUUUUGGGAAAAUUCUCGGAAGUAUGCACUUUAAAUUUAAGCGACUUCCUAUCUUUCUUACCGUUUCCGAGAGCCCAAUGGUGAGGCUCGAAUUUGAAACAUCCGGUAUACCGUUUCGUUUCCCACAGCGGCUGGCUCACAGGAACUAUCGCCCAGCCCGAAAAAAAGAUGUCGCUUUCGACGCACCCUGCAGACGCUAUGGGGUGCCGAUUCGGACUCUGUGACCUCCGACGAACAGCUACAGACGUAAUACUCUCACCAGAUAAGAUGUUUGCUGCCGCAUGUGAUACUUUAGGAAGGGUUCUUCUGGUAGACUCGAUAAGAGGGGUAGUUGUUAAGAUAUUCAAAGGAUACAGAGACGCACAAUGUUCUUUCAUCCAAGUACCUGACGAGAAAAAAUCUAAGCAUAGGCACGGUAACAAAGUAGCUCAUUUUCUGUUAAUCUACUCCCCUAAAAAAGGAACUCUGGAAAUAUUUUCAUUGCUACAAGGCUCGAAAAUCUGUACUUUCACAGCAUCAAAAUUCAGCAGAUUAUUUAACAUAAACUAUGGUCUCAUGGGAUUUAACUCGACUACUUCUAAGAGCCGAUAUGUAUGUCAGUGGACCAGUGUUUUAAUAGAUAACGAUGGUCAGAUCAAAGAAAUAAUGGUUCCCUACCAUUUUGCUUUGGCAGAGAAAAAUAAUAAGCGAUCGAGGGAUAUCCAUCUUUACAAGAAACUACGACAUUACAUUAAAUCGGGUGAUUACAAUGAAGAAACUUUACUGAAAGAAUCCUAUGAUAUUUGUACAGAGUUGAAGACGCUUGAAAUCAAGUCUCAAAUAGUUGACAUGCUGAUUAGUAAUAGAAACAUUCCUGCAAACGUUAUACUGAAAUGCGCAAAGUACUUUGUAGAAAAUGCGGCUGAUGAUGAAGGAAUUAACUUUAGAAUCUUGUGUGAUAACAUUAGUCAUUUAUUAGAGUUAUACCUAUUUGUAGCAAACAAACAAAACGGUGAUAACGAUGAAACUGAAAACUCGUCGUUGAAGUUAGACGAGAAAGAUAUGACUAACCUGCAGAAAUUAUUAGAUUUAAGUAUUGAUAGUGAUAGUAAAGAACUACCCGAAGUCCAUGUUAGAUUCAGUGAUAAAAACUUGGCAUUUAGCACGUCAGAAUUCUUAUCAGCAUUCGACUUUACUAAUGUUGAAAUAGUGACGCUUAAAGAUAAGGUAGAUGAUGGCAUUUUAUUUAAAACUUCCGAGGUGCUUCUGAAACCGUACAUCACAGGAGAAUUAUCAAGCUUCGCGCAACUGGAAAACCUGUUCAUCAAAGCAAAAAUUGAUACGAAGAACUUGUUCUGCAUGCUCGUCAAUUAUUGGGUCAAUCGAUCUUUGCAUAUAAAUUUGAAUCUUGAAAAGGAGAUGAACAACUUCCUGCAUUUAUGCUACACGUUACUACGAACUGCAUCUAAAGAGGAUACAGUAUGUAACUAUAAUCAAGUCUCGACAUUUUGGUCAAAGAUACGCGAGACCCUCGCGAACUCUUCAAGACCCUUUCCGGCUUUGAUGGCCGCAAUUUUGUGCAAAACUGCUGCCCACAAGAUCAAUAUCGAAAAACAAAUGGAAGAUUCAUCCAUCAGUGUGGAAGAAGAGAGUAUGGAGGUGUUAUCUCAGGAAAGCGUGCUUUGGUCUCUUUUGAUAGGCAAACUGGAGGAUAUUUCGCUUUUGAACAUCAUCAUGUCAACUAAAGCUUUAGCUAAGGAUGCCGCGUUGCCAAAGUUACAACACGAUAAAAUUGAUGUCAGUUUGAAGUAUAUUCUAGAAAAGGGUAGAGGUGCGGUUAGUGAGAUCGUAGCUCGGUGGUUGAGCUCAAGCGGGAUUGAUCCGCAACUGAUAGUAUUGAACGAGAUGACGGAGAAAGAAGAAGAAAACUUUGAAAGUGAGAAGAUUCUGGAUCAGUUGAAUUUGUUGAAGGAACAGUUUCCUUAUAGUUUAAACUCUAGUGCGCUCUUGGCGAAUUUGGCUUGGGAAUACGCGCUUGAUUGGCAAAAGGAGAUUCAAGACUUUAGCAAAUUGGAGGCUGCGAUGAAAUGUUUGGGAUGUAUUCAGAAUGUGCAGGUCAAGCAAGGCAUGUACCAACUUCUCUGGAACACCCAUCUAAAAAUAGUGAACGAAAGUACCUGCAAGCUGAUCAACAAAGUGGGCAAACUCCCAAAGGAACGCUUAUGUAGACAAGACACCGGCUUGUCCGAUGCUCAAAUCACAAUUUUCCUCGGCAUAACCUCAGAUUUUUUGGACGCGUUCAUGGACGUAACCCAGACCGCUUGCAGCCCCCACCCCUUACAAUUCGAGAACAUUUGGGAAAACGGCGGACAGCCAUUGGUCGAGUUGGCCGCGCAGCAAAAACAGGCCAACUACGACUUGUUGCACUUGCACUAUCAGUUGAGCAUGGUGUUACAGAUGAUCACCACGUUCGGCGUCAAGCAUAGCAAACCGGUCAAUAAUCUGUUUGAAGCAUCGGUAGUUAAUGUUUUGUUCACGGAUUUCGCUAGGAACGUUGAGGUCAGUUGGAACAAGUCAGACAUAAAAAUCAAUGCUUCCAGAACACAGUUUUUAUUCAAAGUUAUUUCGGCCAGUAUAGAAAGUAUAACAAUUAACGAAUCAGGAAAAAUUUACUCUACACAGCACGUUACGUGGAUGGCAAAAUGUUUAUCUUUGGCAAGGUUUUGGAAUUUGGACGUAGACUUGUUCAAGAGGUAUCAAAUCACGAAACUAUAUACAAACGGAUUUGACAGUUUAUCAGAAGAAUUGAUUCCGUCCAUAAACGAUCGCAAUGAGUUGGGGAAGAAUCUAUUAAUGGUAGGUGCCAAAAGAAUGUCACAGUAUCUAACAAAAUCACCGGAUUUCAGCAACAAUAUAGCUGCAUUGAGUCCUGCUUUGACGAACUAUAUGGAUACAUUGGAUGACGAAUGGUGUGCACCCUGCCCCGUGGAAAAAAUCGCAGCUUUAGCAACCUACAUCAUUCAAUGUAUAAACGAAGACCAAAUCGAGCAUCGAUUGGCCCAGUUGUUAUUAGAAGCGUCUGUGACAAUAGGAGAACUCAAAUCGUAAUCCUUAACGUGUAUAUUGUUGAGUCGGUUUUUAGUGUACGUACGUUUUUAAUUGUUGAAGUUUUAUAUUUAUACCAAUAUCAAUAAACAAGUUACUGAAAUGGCGGUAUAUCGUUAAA